Molecule: messenger RNA, 2583 nt
Organism: Dermacentor andersoni
Lineage: Eukaryota; Metazoa; Arthropoda; Arachnida; Ixodida; Ixodidae
Product: larval cuticle protein 16/17-like
Cellular component (GO): chitin-based extracellular matrix
Molecular function (GO): structural constituent of chitin-based larval cuticle
Source: RefSeq, a predicted model, not a curated record
CGGGCGUGUAUUCGCCCCCUCCACGCUUGCGUGCUGCACGCUUUGCGUUGAUUGCAGCGGCGAACGUGGCGAGGAGGCGGCGGCGCGUUUGCGCAUUUUCGCGUAGUGCACUGCGUCGUGGCGGGGGUGGUUUCGGCUUUCUCUCGCCGAACGAACGAAGAUGGUCACGGAGGAGCGAGCCAGAAGAAAGUGCCGAGGGUCUCUCUGCGGGGGGAGGGCGUAUAAAAGGGAGUAGCCACCCCGUGGACCGCAGCAAAAGGAGGAGCCCGCAGUGUCCGAACUCCGCCUGCCGCGUGUGCUAGUCGCUCGCACACCCUGAGGCACCUCUUCACGCUCCGAGUGGACGCAAGAACGGCACGCCGGAAGAUGCCCGCCGCGAUGGGAUUGCCCGUCUCAAUCAAGGUGCUGGUACUGCUUUCAGUAGUCGUGUGCCACGCGGAGCCGGCUAUACCAUCGGGCAAGCGCACUCAGUACUUGGUGCAGGACCACGCGGGCAAGGGCACCUACAAGUUCGGCUACGACACGGGCGAGGGCGCCCAGCAGCAGAACUUUCGCCAGGAGGAGCGCACCUCGGACGGCACUGUGCGCGGUCGGUACGGCUUCACGGACGCCAACGGGUACCUGCGAGUCAUCGAGUACAUCGCCGACGAGACGGGCUACCACGUGAUACACACCAAGACGGAGCUGCCGCAGAACCGGCCGCGGUCGACGGUCAAGCCGCACGCGCCUUUUCUGGGCCCGCUGCCGCCGUUCAUCCCGCGGCCGCAGCCCGAGGAGGAGGAGACCUGACCCUCCGGACGACGAGCGGCUGCCUCCCCGGAAAAGCGGGGCUGCCGAGCGACGAAGCGCCCGCUGUUGCGCCUCGCCCCGGCGACUCGGGCCACGCACAACCGCCGACGGCGUGCGGCUUCCUGUCGCCGACCGUGCGCGGUGCUUUCGUCCGAGAAGCGUCGCUCGCGUCGAUCAUCGAUUACGCUGGUCACCGAUCACUCGCUGCAGAGAAAAGCGCAAUUUACUUGAGGGGACCUCCACGUGCCGAGAGUGUGAGCUCUCAGCCCACAUAAACCGGUGACAAGCCGGUACAAAUUGUGGUCGCUUGGAUGUCUAUUUCAAGAACCGUGCGUGCCUCAAGUUAUAAAGGUCAACCGAAAGACCGCACAUUUCUUGAGUGUGUGCGUCGGUCCCCGAAUUAUGUAAAUUGGGCAGCAGUACAGUACAACAUGAUCUUUUUCAUUGUGACGAGCACUCUCAGAUGAAAAUGCCACACGAGUAGUAUUUGCAGAAGUGCGGCUCCGCUGGUGAAGAUGUUAAGUCCAUACACUUCUUUUUCGGUCUUCCUUUGUUCUCGCGAAGGUGGUCUCUCAAUUUUAUAUUGGAUCCGUCCAUUAUUAUCUGCAGGCACGAGCAGGGCUUUUUCGUCUCUCUUUUUUCCUCCCUUCAUUUGCAGUACUCUGGCGCUUCGCUUUUACAAGCGCGCGGAUGACAGCUGACUGACGCCGCGAGGUCACGCCGUCUUCGGGGGCUGUUUCGGCGUCCGCUCUGUCAGCUGGUGCUGGCUGCGAGCUGGGAACAAAGUGGCCGCGGUUCGACAGCCUCCGUAGCGGAACUCCAGCGGCAAUCCAUCCCGCCAUUCAGGACUUCAGUCCAACUUUAUCGGCUUUUUUUUUCUUCAAAAACACGCUCAAAAACACAUUUAAAAAAAAGUUUUGAACUACGCCUUAUUUAAUAUUUUGGUCGCCGAAAGUCAGAUGAUACCGUUUGCAGCCGCUACACGUGCUUCCUCACGAACCAAACCCGCAGUGCUUGCCGCCACGUAUCGCCGAGCUUGCCGGAGCCAAAAAUAAAAUUGAUUGACACCGAAAUUAAAUUAGGGUGUCAUCGAGCGAGGGAACGCUCGUAAUUCGCAGUGCCACCACGCGUAGAAAAGAGAGAGGAGGAAAAGCUUCUCUCACGGAAGCAUUGCGCGUCACGUGAAUGCCGGACCACCUGAACGUGAAAGGGAAGCCCGAAAGCUGCCGACUGUGAUCCUGUCGUGUCUUUUAUUGUGGUCUUCUAUUACAGCGCGUGUAUACCCAGAAAUUUUCGUUAGUUGGUGUGAAAUGUGGAUGUGUGAUUAAGGCGUGCUAUGUGGCUGCGUGUGUCCCUCUUCUUUCCUUUUGGGUCUGAGCAUUAUUUACCUCCUCAUCUCAUUGUGAGCAACGUGACGCAUGCUGAGUGAGAAAGUCUGGUAGCAGAAGUCGUUGCCGACAAUUUGUUUUGACACCGUUCUCCUCUGUGUGGAUCUUCAUUUGUGUACAAAGAAAAAAAAAAGAGAGAGAAAAACAAAACUCGGUGCUAGACACCAAAGUGCAAUGAUGACAGAGUGUAGAGCUGUGCUUAGGCAAAUAAUUUAUUCGCAUAUAGCGAGCUAGAGCUGAAAGGCAAGUGAUAAAUAAAGAGAUGUUCGAGUGCGUUAUUUUAUGUGAUAUAUAUGUCGUGUGUUAUCCUACAUUUUAUGCCGCCCUGGGCUGUUCGAAGAAUGAUUACGUGCCUUCUGCGAAAAUAGUGGUCUGCCUUCGAAUAAUAAACUGUUACCAUAAACUA